Molecule: messenger RNA, 4971 nt
Organism: Syngnathus acus (greater pipefish)
Lineage: Eukaryota; Metazoa; Chordata; Actinopteri; Syngnathiformes; Syngnathidae
Product: neuroblast differentiation-associated protein AHNAK
Exons: 5
Coding region: 141-4490 (1449 amino acids)
Biological process (GO): regulation of RNA splicing
Cellular component (GO): nucleus; cytoplasm; costamere
Source: RefSeq, a predicted model, not a curated record
UUUGUCUGCUUUCAGGUGCUCAAGAGGUCCACCUGUUCUCUGUUGCUGCCUUGCAUUCCCGCUCACACACACGCACACACACACGCAUGCAGAUGGUGCCUCAGGUUAAUUCUUCACGGUGAUAAAUUCCACCACCAUCAAUGGCGUAUCACUUCAAGCGCAGGCUCUCGGAAGCCCUGACGCUGGAGCGAUCCGAGCGGGGAGCCUUGGUCAUCGCCAACAUCGACGACGUCGAUGGAGCUAAUCAGGAGCUGAGGGAAGGGGAUGAAGUGGUCGGGGCGACCAUCAAGUUCGACCGACUGACCAAAGAUGAGGUGAUGGGUGUCCUGAAGAUGAUGGAACCGUACGAUGACAGGAUCCAAGUGCUCACCAAGAACAACAUGAGCAGGAGCAUGGGGAACCUCAACCAGGGGGCUGUCAGUCCUGAAACGAUGCUGCACAAUGCUUACAACAAGCUCUACGACACCAAAAUCAAGCGCUUCAUGCACAACGACAUGUCUAAUGGCGAGAACCUGAAAGACUAUGUGACCCUCCCUCGCUCCUCCAAACUCAAGACCAAGCAAGACUCGGACUUACCUCGUCUGGGGGUGGACUUUGGACGCCUGAGUCCCAACACGCUUGGCAGGCGUUACAGCGCCGACUCCGAGAGCAAUUACGCCGCCUACGGGUCGGGAGCGUUUGCGCACGAGGCCAACCUGAACCUCCCGCCUCUGGGCGUAGGCCAGGUGAAAGCGGGAAGACGGGUUCAGGUGCCGCAGAUGCUGAACGCUCGCGCUCCGUCUGUGAAUUCACACGCUGGAGUCUACUCUGAAAUUUAUCCAGAUGACGCUGAAAUGGCCCUCCAAGGCACUGACGGGAGGUUCCUGAGCUACAACGACAAUGCAGAGUUUGACAUGGACGGUUAUGACGGAUCGCCCGCAAUGCAUCUGGCCGGACAGUCUUCUCGAUUAAAUGCACCCCAGUUCGAUCUGAAUGGCCGCAGCGGUCUUCAGGGGUCCGCUUUCGACGUGGACGGCCGUUCAGGUGGCUUUGACAUCAAAGGAGCCAGGACCAGCGGUGAUUUGAGAAUGCCGAAUGCUCAGUUUCAGGGUGGCGGUGUGACCACCUCUGGAGUUCGCGCCAAGGUCCCGUCUGGAAAGUACAAGGCUCCUAAAUUCACCAUGCCAAAUUAUGGUUUACCAACUGUUGAGGUUCCAGAAUUUGAUGGGGACAUAGGUGGUAUGGACAUGCCCAAUGUACCCAAAUUCAAAGUCGAUGGUCGAAGCGCUGCUUUAGGGAUGCCAGAUGUUGAUGGGAAAUUCCAAAGUCCAAACUUUAAGAUGCCUGAUUAUGAUCUCAAUGGACCUAAUUUGGACCUCAGAUCUCCUAACGUGGAUUUCAAUGGUCCCAAUCUCCGAGGUGACGUCAGGGCACCUGAUCUUAAAAUGCCCAAACUCGGUCUCAAAACCCCCAAUCUGGACUUGAACAUGCCAGAUCUUAAUGGCCCAAACUUGAAAGGGGGCAUUGAUGGCCCCAAUUGGGACGCAAACCUUAAAGCUCCAAAGUUAGAUUUGAACUCACCAGAUGUUGACCUUCCUAAUAUGCCCAAAACGAAGUUUCCCUUAUUUGGCCGUCCGAAUUUCAAAGGUCGUACCGUUGAGCCUGACUUGGAUGAUUGGGACAUGGACGUCGAUACACCCAAAUUCAAACUCAAAGGUCCCAAAGCUGAUUUAGGGAUGCCUAAUUAUGAUCUCAAUGGUCCUAACCUAGCCCUCAAGUCUCCUGACUUGGACCUCGGUACUCCUAAUCUCAAAGGCGGGUUAAAUACACCGGAUUUGACGAUGCCUAAACUUGGUUUUAAGACCCCCAAACUGGACUUCAAAAGCCCAAAUUUGGACCUGCCAGAUGUUCAUGCCCCAGACCUAAAGGUGAAAACUCCCAAGUUAAAAGGUGGAAUUCACGGCCCUGACUUGGACUUGCCCGACGCCAACUUUAAAACGCCCAAGUUAGAUAUGGGAUCACCAAAAACCAAAUUUAAAUUUCCCAAAAUAAAGAUGCCAAAACUCAAGCGUCCGAGCCUUAAAAGUCCAGACCUGAAUGUGGAUCUCGAUUCUCCAGAUAUGGACGUCAAAGCACCCAAGUUAAAUCUCAAAGGUCCCAAAGCCAAUUUAGGGUUGCCAAAUGUUGAUAUUGAUGGAAAGUUCAAAAAGCCAAACUUGAACAUGCCAGGUUUAGGUCUCAAUGGUCCGAAGAUAGAUGGACCUAACCUGGACCUCAGUGGUCCUAAUCUCCAUGGUGGGAUAAACGCACCAGAUUUGAAUAUGCCUAAACUUGAUUUUAAACCCCCCACACUGGGCCUUAAAAGCCCAAACAUGGAUUUUCCCCAUCUUCAGGGUCCCGACCUGAACCUGAAAACCCCGAAGCUAAAAGGCGACAUAAAUGGCCCUGACUGGGACUUACCGAGUGCAGAUCUUAAAGGUCCAAAGUUAGAUCUGAAAGGUGACAUCAACAUGGGUUCAGCAAAGGCAAAAAUGAAGAUGCCCAAAUUCAAGUUGCCAAAAUUCGGUCGUCCAAGCCUUAAAGGUCCUGACAUUGAUGCAGAUUUCGAUGGUCUGGACAUGAACGUCAACGCACCCAAACUCAAAGGUCCCAACGCUGAUUUAGGGAUGCCAAAUAUUGGUAUUGAUGGAAAGUUCAAAAAGCCAAACUUGAACAUGCCAGAUUUAGAUCUCAAUGGUCCGAAGAUCGACGGACCUAACCUGGACCUUACUGCUCCCAACCUGGACCUCAGUGGUCCUAAUCUCCAUGGUGGGAUAAACGCACCACAUAUGAAAAUGCCAAAACUCAAUUUAAAAAGUCCAAAACUAGACUUCAAAGGGCCAAAUGUGGACUUGCCAGAUCUGAAUGGUCCAGAUGUAAAUCUGAAAGCCCCAAAGAUAAAAGGUGGUUUGGAUGGUCCGGAUUUGGACCUUAAGGCUCCCAAGAUUGAUCUGAAAACUCCAGACAUCAACAUUGGAUCACCAAAAGCUAGAUUUAAGUUUCCCAAGAUGAAGAUGCCCAAAUUGAAGAGUCCGAGCCUUAAAAGUCCAGACCUGGAUGUUGAUCUCAAUGCUCCAGAUAUGGACAUCAACGCUCCCACUCUCAACCUCAAAGGUAGCAAACCAAACUUGGAUCUUAACGCUGGCGGGAAACUCAAGAAGCCAAACUUAACUAUGCCAAAGAUGGACUUCAAGAGCCCUAAACUGAACCUGAAUGCACCAAAGCUAGAUCUCAAAAGCCCCAAACUGGACCUGAAUGCCCCAAAGUUGGAUCUCGAUACUCCAGACUUGGACGUCAAGGCUCCAGACCUAAAGCUGAAAGCGCCAAAACUCAAAGGCGGACUGGACGUCAAAAGUCCCGACCUCAACAUCGACGCGCCGAAAGCAAAAAUGAAAUUGCCCAAAGUGAGAUUUCCCAAGGUCAAUAUGCCGACCCUGAACGGACCAAACAUCGAUGGUCCAGACUUUGACAUUGAUGCGCCAGACGUGGAUUUCGGAAGACCAUCGGGCAAAUACAGAAAGCCGCAUUUGAAAGUGCCGGAUGUGGAGCUGUCGGGACCAAACAUGAAGUCACCAAAAUAUCACGGGAAGCUCAAAGGACACAACGUUGACAUGAAUGUCAAAGCGCCAAAAGUCAAAGGAUCUUGGGACACCCCCAAAGCAGAGCUACCAAACGUGGACCUCAAAGCCCCGAGGACAGACUGGAACGCCCCAGAAACAAAAUAUAAAAAGCCUCACAUGAAGAUGCCGAAAGGGUACGACACGGACCUGAACGGAGGCUUUCAGGGUCCAGACCUCAGUCUCCCCGAUGUGAGAGGUCCAAAUUCGAAGCCAACGAUGCCGUAUUUAGACAUGGAUGACAUCGAUGUCAACGGACCGGACGUGAGUCUGUCAGGAACCAACGGCAAGCUGAGAACUUCAGAUCUGGAUGUGGACGACUCGACGCUCCAAUUCAGGAAGUCGUUGCACGGCGGCUCGGGCGUGCCGCUGCCCGGGCUCGACUUGGACCAAGGCAUGAUUCAUUCUCGCUCCAAGGGCUCGAUGCAAUCAGAUUUGAAUUUCACACGCUCGGACCUCAACAUUGACGACUUCACCGGGAAGUAUCACGUCCCCGGGUCUGACCUGGACCUCCAGUUGCCCUCGACCUCCACGGGGCUGACAACUGAUCAGAGGGUUACCCGAUUCAGCGGCGCCACACUGAACGCAGACUCCAUUUUGCACCCGAGCCACGCCGUGAAAGCCGCCCAGACGUUAAAUGACGGCCGCUGGUCGUAUUCUCAGAAAAAACCUGUCGAUACCUCAGACGGAUACAUGGUGACUGUUUUCCCCUCACAGGAAGAAAGCGAGAUUAACCUAAAGCAAAAGUACGGCAGCCUCGGAGGCCUUAAUUUCGGCUCCGGCGACGUCAACUUGGAAGUUCCCGAUCGAGACGAGCUGAAAGGAUCCACCUUUCUGUUCUCCAACCUCGUUUAGUCAGGCUGCCGCAAAAUCAAGAACAAGAACAAAAGCAUCUCAACGAAAUGCAAGCUCAGUUCCGCUCGAUGCUUGUUGUCAAUUUUAAUUAAAAUCGUCUGUUGUUUUUACAUUCUGACUUUAUUCUGCUAAUGUUCUUUUGAAUGACAUUGUGAGGUUCUUGUCUGUCGUUGUCACAUUCUUCACGCAUACAAUAUAUGUCAUGUACCUAAAUAAUAACUCGUGUGACUCGGCUGAGUCAGUUGAAGUAUUUAAAUGGCGUUGAACGGUAAAAAAAUGUACAUUGGGUUAUUUUAUGAAAUAAUUGUGAUGCUUGUGUGUGUAUAUAAAACACGUUUAUAUUUAUCUGCAUUAUAUGUUGUAAAUGUGGAAAAUAUGAAGUUUCAGGUUUCUUUUCCUUCCUCUUUGCUAUAAUGGUAAAAUGAAUACAAAAUGUAACUAUAUGCAGGCUUGUGUCCAAUAAAAAGGACGUGACUCAAAA